This is a messenger RNA of Rhinolophus ferrumequinum (greater horseshoe bat), 2633 nucleotides long. RefSeq names its product solute carrier family 6 member 19 (gene SLC6A19). Gene Ontology annotation, biological process: sodium ion transmembrane transport. The record is from RefSeq and is a predicted model, not a curated record. Bases 142 to 2040 code for a protein of 632 amino acids. The transcript is spliced from 12 exons. Lineage: Eukaryota; Metazoa; Chordata; Mammalia; Chiroptera; Rhinolophidae. Gene Ontology annotation, cellular component: membrane.
CAGAUCUGCUGACACUUCCUUUCAGCCCAGGUGCUUGGGGUGAGGUGCCAAAGGUUCCCUAUAAAGUGCUGGGGCUCCGGCUGUGUCCACUCACCCGUCAGUGCCAGGCCCGCUGUGCUGAGAGGACCCCCCACCACCACCAUGGUGAGGCUCGUGCUGCCCAACCCGGGCUUGGAGAACCGAAUCCCGUCCCUGAGUGAGCUGGACGUCAUUGAGAAGGAGGAGGCCAGCUCGCGGCCCAAGUGGGACAACAAGGCGCAGUACAUGCUCACCUGCGUGGGCUUCUGCGUGGGCCUGGGCAAUGUAUGGCGCUUCCCCUACCUGUGCCAGAGCCACGGCGGAGGAGCGUUCAUGAUCCCUUUCCUCAUCCUGCUGGUCUUGGAGGGCGUCCCCUUGCUCUACCUGGAGUUUGCCAUCGGGCAGCGGCUGCGCAAAGGCAGCGUGGGCGUCUGGAGCUCCAUCCACCCAACCCUGAAGGGCGUAGGCAUCGCGUCCAUGUUUGUGUCCUUCAUGGUGGGUCUCUACUACAACACGAUCAUCGCCUGGGUCAUGUGGUACUUCUUCAACUCCUUCCAGGACCCCUUGCCAUGGAGCGAGUGUCCACUCAAUGCCAACCGGACGGGCUACGUGGAGGAGUGCACCCUCAGCACGCCAGUGGACUACUUCUGGUACCGGGAGACCCUCAACAUCUCUGACGCCAUCAGCAACUCGGGCUCCGUGCAGUGGUGGGUCCUGCUCUGCCUGACGUGCGCUUGGAGCGUCCUGUACGUGUGUGUCAUCCGCGGCAUAGAGACCACUGGCAAGGCCGUGUACAUCACGUCCACGCUGCCUUAUGUCGUCCUGACCAUCUUCCUCAUCCGAGGCCUGACACUCAAGGGAGCCACCAACGGGAUCGUCUUCCUCUUCACACCCAAUGUCACGGAGCUGGCCAACCCAGUGACCUGGCUGGACGCGGGGGCCCAGGUCUUCUACUCCUUCUCACUGGCUUUUGGGGGUCUCAUCUCCUUUUCCAGCUACAACUCCGUCCACAACAAUUGUGAGAUGGAUGCGAUAAUCGUGUCCAUCAUCAAUGGCUUCACGUCCGUGUACGCAGCCACCGUGGUCUACUCCAUCAUCGGCUUCCGUGCCACCGAGCGCUUCGAUGACUGCUUCAGCAAGAAUAUCCUGACGCUCAUCAAUGGGUUCGACCUGCCCGAGGGCAACGUCACCCAAGAGAACUUCGUGGAAAUGCAGCAGUGGUGCAAUGCCACCGACCCCGCGGCCUAUGCGAAGCUCACGUUCCAGACCUGUGACAUGACCUCCUUCCUGUCGGAGGGUGUGGAGGGCACCGGGCUGGCGUUCAUCGUCUUCACGGAGGCCAUCACCAAGAUGCCGGUGUCUCCGCUGUGGGCCGUGCUCUUCUUCAUCAUGCUCUUUUGCCUGGGCCUGUCCUCCAUGUUUGGGAACAUGGAGGGUGUGGUUGUGCCCCUGCAGGACCUCAAAGUCAUCCCCAAAAAGUGGCCCAAGGAGCUGCUCACAGGCCUCAUCUGCUUGGUGUGCUACUUCAUUGCCUUCAUCUUCACGUUGAACUCUGGCCAGUACUGGCUCUCCCUGCUGGACAACUAUGCCGGCUCCAUCCCCCUGCUCGUCAUUGCCUUCUGUGAGAUGUUUGCUGUGGUCUACGUGUACGGUGUGGACAGGUUCAAUAAGGACAUCGAGUUCAUGAUUGGCCACAAGCCCAACCUCUUCUGGCAAGUCACGUGGAGAGCGGUCAGCCCCCUGCUCAUGCUGGUCAUCUUCCUGUUCUUCUUCGUGGUCCAGGUCAACCAGAAGCUCAUGUACAGCGUCUGGGACCCUGCCUAUGAGGAAUUUCCCAAAUCCCACAAGGUCUCGUACCCAGACUGGGCAUACGCCGUGGUGGUCGUCGUGGCUGGGGUGCCCUGCCUCACCAUCCCCUGCUUCGCUAUCUACAAGUUCAUCAGGAACCGCCUCCAGAGGCCAGAGCAGGGGCUGGUCAGCACGCUGUCCACAGCCUCCGUGAACGGGGACCUGAAGUACUGAGCAGCCCUGCCCACGGCUGCUCGUGUGCAUGUAUAUACACAAGCAUGAGCGUGAGUGUGCAUGGGGUGAGUGUGUACAUGUGAGAGCAUGUGUGCAUGACACGUGAGUGUGUGUAUACUGGAGUACGUGUACAAGUGUGCACUGACAUGUGUGAGCGUGGGGGAUUGUGCACGUGGGUGUGUAUAUGCAUGUGUGAAUGUGUGUGAGUGUGCAUGUGGGUGAGUAUGUAUAUGCAUGUGCAAGUGUGCAUGUGUGUAUAUAUAUGGGCGUGCACAUGUAUAUGUUGUGUGAGCAUGUGCAUGUGUGCAUAUGUGUGUGCAUAUAUACAUAUGUCUGCAUGCAUAAGUUAUAUAUACAUGUAAGUUAUAUAUGCAUGUAUGUGUACACACGAGUGAAUUGUGUAUACUGUGUGCUUGCACAUGUGCGUACAUGUGCUCGUGUGCACAUGCAUAUAGGCAUACGUGUACACCUGUGUAUACAUGCAUGUCUGUGUACACAUGUCUAUGUGUAUAUAUACACAGGUGUGGGUAUGUGUAUUUAUAAAUGCAUAUGCAUGUGUAUACAUGUGCCGUGUGGUGUAUACAUGUGUGUAC